AUGGAGGGUCAGACCUCCAUAGGGUUGGAGGGAAAUCAAAUACCUCCCGCGGACCACAAGGCCGGAGAAGGACACUCCGAAAUCAAACCCCUGUACAUGGGCUUCUCCGACAUAUUCGGAGUAGAGGUCGUGGACAGUGCUGUAUGUCUCGGCUGGGGCAUACAGAAGAGAUGGCGGCAGAUGAACCCUCCGGGGCCAACGGCGGCGCUCACGUCC
Messenger RNA from Brenthis ino (lesser marbled fritillary), 216 nucleotides. The record is from the annotation of a GenBank genome assembly. NCBI's taxonomy places the organism in Eukaryota, Metazoa, Arthropoda, Insecta, Lepidoptera, Nymphalidae.